CUGGAACGUCCGUGGGAUGUCUCUGCGAGCAGGACAAGAAAAUGGUGAUGCCGCAUAGUCAAGGCCAUGUCGCCAGCUGUAGCAAGCCACUCGGCAGCCGUAAUUUCCGGUCGCCCCCUUGGAUGGACGGACAGGGUAAGCUCAAUGACAGCAAAAUAGAAACCACCAGGAUUUCCACUCCGAAACCAAAAUGAGGCUCACUGAGCCAGGAUUCUGGACACUUGUCUUCCUUGUCACUUUUGUAGCAGGACAAAAGUUCGGAGCACCGAGGCGCCUGUUGGAUCUCUCGCUUGUUCUCGCUCUCUCCUGAUAUAUUGGACACUUUUCAAGCUGCAUUGGAUUGCAUGCCUUGCUGCCGCUAGCCUCCCGGACCGCGUCCCUUCGCCUCCUCAACGUCGCAGCAAAAGCUCAGAUAUCCCGGAACAUGCACGGUUAGACUGCAUAUGCGACCCGUUACCGCUAGUGGAGGUGUGCAUCUGAAGCGCUCUCUGGCCAACGCUGUGCUCAUUGGCAAACAGAUGCUGUGAACCGCCUUGUCGGACAGUAUCCGCCUCCCCGUGUUCUGAUACGCGAACGAAAACUACAAGCUCCCACGGACCUAUAUCGAGGUCUGACAGAACCCCUCUUUGUCUCUAGAGACUCCACGAAGGGCCACAUGCGGAAAAUGAUGCGCCAAUGAGAUGAACUUUUCUGUUGUAGGAGCUUUACAUGGGGGAAUCAGAAGAAUGCGGCGAAGAAGGCAGCGACAAUGGGAUGCACCACGACCAGGAAAACGCGGCUAGUGGGUCAAAAGCCUCUAGAAGAGUUCCUAUAACAGACAGGCGCAGUCCUGCAGCCACAACAUAUCAAUCCACCACGGCCUCUUCGUCGUCGAAGCCAACGACCAUGAAAUCGACGAUGCAUCUCGGGUUAGACAUUCCUCCAAAAGGGGAUAGUCACCCCGAGGACGGUCGCGAUUUUUCUCAUGGGACGGGUUCCCUCUCGGACAAGUCUUCAUUUCAAGAUGUCUUCGAGACCGUUCAGGCAGACGGGCAGGUCCCGCUCAGUGAGCCACCUUUACUACAGCCUGAAGACAAGAAGGGCGAAAGGGACGGUGUCCGUGAGCGGAUCAGAAUACCCGCGUGUACGACCGAAGACGAUGUCGAUGCUCUUCUUCAUGCCACGCUGAUGCCGCCCGUGACGAAAGAGUCCUUGGAGGAAUUGGAUCUGAUGUGGAUUCAAUCAAACAUCAACCUCAGAGUCGACAUUAAUUAUGACCACGAUCUCCAUUUCAUGCCUGUCUCUGGGCACAAAGGGGAGCAGAAGAGACAAGAAGCAAAGAAAUAUUGGUUGAGUCUGGAAGCUGAAUUGAGGAUAGUAUAUCAACACAAUCUCCUGGUGUCUUGUUCAUGCUGUCAGGAAGCAUGUCCUUCCUCCCCAGUGGAGCCGCGAUAUUUCACCCCAAGGUUGCGUCAGAUGUUUCUGACGCUCAAGGAGCUACUCGCCAUCUUGGUCCCUGACCGGGAUCAAGAUCAGAUCGUCCAAUAUCUUGACAUCUCUUUGCUCCUGCAAGAAGUAUCUCAUGGCCUGCUGGACGUCGUUCGUCUAGCGCGCUGGCUGUGCGUGCUCCUCACGACUCACUGCGCUCCUAUGAGGGACGAUUCUGCCCAAGAGAUGGCUGAACAGAUACGGGAAGGUGCAGAGAGAGGAGACCUACACGCUCUUGUUACCGGGAUCGAGAAGCUUUUUGCAUUUCUGGAAGCCAUGAAGCUAGACGUUGCGAAUCAUCAGAUCCGAAGCUUCCGCUACCAUCUGAUUGACGACACCGUGGCAUUCCAACAGGAAUACUUCCGAUUACGCAUUGCCAACGAAAAGUUGAAUGUGAACCGAUCCCGGGAAUGGUACCUCGAUGCGAGUCAAAAACAUCAGCAGUGUCCGACGGCAGGCCAGACGCCUCGGACGAUAGCCCUUGGGGCAUUGGUGCACGGGUUAACUGAACUCUGCAUCUCCUCAGAUCGAGAUAUCCCGGAGACCCUGAAGCACGAUAGGUCUCGACUGAAGACAAUCCGUGAAGAGAUCCAGGACAUUGUCCAUCUCAAAAUAUCACUCUCGGUCUACGACACCCUUGUACAUCAGCAGCCUUGCGAGGCUCGCAGUAAGGACCCGACCUCUCGGAAGCUGACGCAAAACCGAAGGAAAGAGACACGCAGUCUUCUACACAACCGGCUGAUGGAUUUGACGGAGGGUAACAUGGGUCCUGACACAUUCAUUUCGGAGGUGUGGUUGCGACAUGCCACCCCCAUCGGUGUUGAGCUUACCCGUGCUGCCUUCUACGCCUGCCGACCGGCGUUGCCAAUUUCUGAAAAAGACGUUGCUGAGACCACGGCGUUGUUGAGGGAAAGAUUCGACACAGAGGAGCGUGAUCACGCCGUGGCCAGAGAAAUAGCCGGACUUCUUGAAAAGAAUGCACAUAAGCAUGCAAUUGAGUUUCAGAACAUGACAAGUCUGAAUAUAUCCCAAGCUCAGAAGCAAUGGCACCAGGUUCAGCAACAAAAACAACAAUGGCGAAACUUGCCCCAUAUUGAUGGCAUGGCCCGGAUGUUGGCCCACAUUGCGGUUCUCAACCUGCGGGUAUGGAAAAAUUUGGUUUAUUUGGCGCAGGAUGGAGAUAUAUUGGACGGCGGCAUUGACAGCAUUUCUGAGGCAUCGGAAAGUGACGACAUUCCUGUUGAUCUGUAACACAUGAGGGACACUCCUGAAGAUACCCCUUUUGCUUGCGAUGGAAAAAGGGCGUUAUCACAGGAUAGAACUUUGGGUGGGGAGCUUUGUACAUUACCAACUUUUAUUCGGGGUCAGGGUAGCAUCAUCUCAUAAUACUGUAAUAUGUCUGUUUCUUG
Messenger RNA from Exophiala xenobiotica, 2876 nucleotides. RefSeq lists its product as uncharacterized. NCBI's taxonomy places the organism in Eukaryota, Fungi, Ascomycota, Eurotiomycetes, Chaetothyriales, Herpotrichiellaceae. The coding region runs from base 709 to 2718 and encodes 669 amino acids. The record is from RefSeq and is a predicted model, not a curated record. The transcript has a single exon.